Molecule: messenger RNA, 285 nt
Organism: Candidula unifasciata
Lineage: Eukaryota; Metazoa; Mollusca; Gastropoda; Stylommatophora; Geomitridae
Source: the annotation of a GenBank genome assembly
GCUGUCCGACUGACUGGUUUGGAUCUGGGUGUAAAUAUAAAUGUCGAUGUGAGAAUAACGCAUGUGAUACCAGUGGCCAGUGCACGGGCACUUCGAAGUGCAAGAAUGGAUGGUUCGGCCCCGCAUGCCAGUAUGUUGAUCUAGCCUACAACACUGAAAACGACCCAGCUGCAGUAGACAACGAUGACACUACGUGCUUUGCUAAAUUCGGGGUAACACAGGCACAAUUCACCUUGCCAGAACCAUUUUUCUUUACAUGGCUUAGAGUUGUUGUCCAUGAAGAUG